AUGGUUUCUGCAAAAGCUUACAAAGUUCAAGACGUAAACAGGAAGAAGCGUGUUGGGAUUGUGGCGAACAGCUUGACCGAUCUGAAGCAUAAAGGUUCAACAAAGUUGGCGGUUCCCGGCGAUUGCAGAGUGUGCCUCGAGGAUGGAACAGAAGUUGAUGAUGAAAGUUAUUUUAAAACUCUUCCUGCGCAGACUGUCUUUGUGUUUGUACGAUCAGAUGAGACAUGGCACGGAUGUAAGUAAAAAAAUUGAAGAGGUCAAUGCCAGUGAAGGUGUAUGAAGUGUCGAAGUUAAUCGAUUUAUUUUUGCACUCAUGCACAUGCCAAGUCGUGUCCCCAGACUGUCCAAAUUGCAGAAUCAUAUUCCUUAGCAAAUCCGGACAUUUAUAUUUAAAUGUAGCCAGAAAGUUCUGCAGUCUAUCCUUUUCCAGCCACAAUUCUUCUAGCCUGCGUAGCAAGCGUUUCCAGUCGAGUUAUAGCGCGAAGGUUGGAACAGGAGCAAAAAAAAAAAAAACAUGGAAGGGGGAGGGGUAGGGGAGAAGAGAAGAAACGCUUGCCCGCAAACCCCAUGAUUCUGGAAAAUGCCCCUUGAUAUUUCACGGUUUGGUUCAUUGCCAACGAGCCAUCCGAGCGAAAACGCUCGGAUGGCGAGGCGGCAGCAGAAUAGAGCCGCGCAAGACAGGGCAAUAGGCAGAAAAAUUCUCGAUCGAGCUGAAAAAAGUGUAACCUAAUGUAAUGUAGAUUCCGCUGAGACCAAGUGGUGAGUUGUGAGCCAAUCAAAAGGCAGUACCUGGCACACGGGCUCAAGUUGAAUAACAAACAAAAUUUCACACACUUCCCGCCGUCGCGACUUCCUGUGUUUAUUUACCUAAAUGUUUUCGUUAAACCCGGCCACCGCAGUCAAGAGACAUGAGCACUUGAUAUAUUCUAUUAAUUUUAGGGGCCAUAAUGUUAAAUUUUAACGAAGAGAAGUUUGUAAAACAGCAAAAGUGUUCUAUGUACAGCAAGCAAUAUUCUCACCGCUAAAAAGGAUCAGAUUACACGAGGAGAUAAGGAAAGCUUGACAUGAAGAAUGCAGUCGCUUCUGUUGGAAAAUCUGGUGUUGGGGAAAAAAUCUAACAAGCAAACAAAAACAAUGAGAACAAAAACGAAUUACAAGCCUAAAGCAAACGACAAAGGAAAAGAAAACAACACCACUUUUGUCAAAACGUGGCCGAGUUCAGUAUAAAAAUAAUGAACUAAAAUUAAAUACUGACGUGCCGUACAUCGCAUGUCCUUGGAAACAUUUCAGAUGGCCCAGCGAAUCAUUUUAAGUUUCAAUGCAAUAACAAUAAGACUCGGGAAAUUUGAAAGGAGGUUUAAAUGAUUAAACUGUGCAAAUAUUUAUCAACAAUGUGAAACCGAACCGACAGUAGAUUUGUAGCUGGACUUAGUAAUAUUCCCGAUUGCUUCCUCUGCAAAGCUGACUUUAUUCUUUCAAGGCACUUCACAAUUUUACAUAGCAGGUUUGUAAAGCUACCAUACUGAAUCUGAGAACUUUUCAAGAAAAUAAUCCUUGCAACAGGAAGCGACCAAGAAACGGUCAAAUGGGGAAAAAAAGGAAUUUUAUUCCUAAGCAAAAUACGCAUGAUUUGCUCGUUGGCACUCCAUUGAUAGGUAUACCUAGUUUGUAAAUUGACAGCUUGUCAAGAUAGAUAACGAAUAGAUUACCAGAUUUGAAAAAUUUACUUUGUUCCCUAAAACACGCUCCACGCGAGUGCAAAACUGAAAUAAAAAGAAGCUUUACGACAAAAGAAGGUUGAAACUCUAAGCAAUUGCUGCGGAAUUUUUUGUUCUUUACAGUUAAGUAAAAUUUUGAACGUUAUGUGGCUUUAUCUCAUCUGAAACCUUAUCAAAACGUCUCAAAGAAAUGAUUUGUCCAGAACAAUUCACUCCGCCAGCUAUGAGUUUUGCAGAGCAGUUCCUUUCUAUAGGCUAGCCAGUGUCGAAAAGUUCUCUUCAAUACAUAUGCCGCUCAAUUUCCAAUCACUAGUCCAUGGCGGCUCUAGCUAGUGUCUAGUACCGCUGUUCUGAUUUACGUUGAUGUUAUCUCCAACAAACAGUCCAUUUUUUCCAGUCAGAUACGUACGCCGUCAUUGCCAAUAAAUUGGCCUUCACUAGUCUCCACUGCUCGAUCUCCAAUUAUACUUUUGAUCGAAGAGACUCAUAUUUGAUAAACCUUUGCACAAACAUGAUUCAAAUAUCAGACCAAAGCAUUUGCAAUCUGCGACCACAAAUAAGAUCAGACCAGAUCUACGACGCACGUAAACGAAACACACCUGGUUUGAUUGAUGUUUCGAGUGCUAAGUAAUCAACACUACCAGUACCGCACCAAUCAAAAGCUGCGUUCGUGGGCGAACGCAGUUUUUCAAAAUCAUGGGGUUUGCGGGCAAGCGUUUCCUUCUCUCCCCUCCCCCUCCCACGUCAUUCCUUUUUUUUGCUCUUGUCCCAACGUUCUCAAUGAACUCGCGCGGAAACGCUUGCUACGCAGGCUACAAUUCUUCGAAAGAACACACUAUUUCCUUAAUGUCUUGUAACAACUUAGUGUUCAGAGUAUGAUCUAAAAAUGAGGUACAGAUUUGUACCCCCCAUCCAUUUCCCCGCAUGACUUUAGAUUCUCCAUCCCAGUAUCAACCACUGUCGUCACAUUUGUGUCGUUCCUGGGUAAAUGGGUGUGCUAAAUGUCCCGGAUAUUUUUGUUGUUGUGGUGGGGGUUUGGGGGGCUGUUAGGGUGGCUGUGAACUUGGAGAGAGAACUUUACUUUUUCCUUACUAUUACUUACUCUAUUUAAAUUUUGAUUGACCCAUUAACUGAUUUCUAAAGGUACCAUUAAGCAUCCCUGCAAAUUCAUUAGAUUUUUGGUAUUCUUACAUGCAGUCAGAGAUACACCUGUAGUUUUGCAUCCUGAUUAAUAAAAAUGAUUUGGAUGCUGUCCCAUUGAAAGUAAAUGAUCUUGGCAUAAAGCAGACUUGUUACUUCUCACAUGUUUUUAAGAGCAAUAGUUGCUCCAAUCAACUGGUAAAAUUAUUACAUUUUUGAAAUGUUUACACCAAACGUAUGUAAGAAGUUUAUUAAGAAGUUCAUUUUAUCGACUGUAACAGCACUGCACCUACCAGUAGUUUGUGAAAGAAACUUUAAACAUUAAAAAAGAAAUUGAAAGAAGAUGAAAUUGAUGUAUCUGUUUGCUUCAUUAUUAGAUGUGACAGUGCUUAAGCAAGCAACAGAGAAGAUAUUCAAGGCCAUGUCUCAACGUGAUAGAAUGAUUGAGCAGAUUUAUGAUUUCAUUCAUGGUUCAGAAUCUGAUGAAAUGUACUGUGUUAUGGUUGAACUGGUGAAUCGUCUUGAUGAUAACAUUGAUGCUGAGGAACGCAGUGAAGAUGAGACUUGGUUUGAUGGGCUAAGGCAGUCAUUUAACACUAAGGAAGAUGCAAUGCAAGAUGCUGCAAAAUCCAGAAUCAGAAAGUAUUUUUCUAAUGCAAAGGAAUCUUUUGAGAAGGUAUUUUGUACAACUGUCUGUUAGGUAUUUAUCAGAAUUCAGCCAUGUGAGUUUACUUUAAAUACUAGAAUAAGUGCCCAUGAUGUGUAUUUAAUUUUUUUGAUUUGAGAGCGGGAUUGUAUUUUGAAGCAGGUCACUUAUUUGAAGGGGAGGGGAGUUCUUAUGUUACUCAUUAUAAUUUUGACUUCAAGAUGACACUUGUCUUUGUUUUAAACGAAUGAAAAGUUCUACAACAUUGAAUGAAACUAGAACAUAUCCUUUGGCAAUAAUUGUACUAAAAUAUUUGUGUGGAGGGUUUAUUUGAUUCUUUGCUUCAAUAUUUUGUUGUAACUAAAUUCCUAGGGCAGUAUCAUCAGAGAAGUAGUGUCUUUAACAUCCAACUCAGGGCUCGAAAAAAUCCGGUCCUAACCAGUAGUCUGGGACAACUAGUUAGAUUUUCUUGCUGGGCAAGUAACUUUUAAAUUUUACUUACCCAAUGGGCAACAGUGUUCUCCUUAAUUUUAGCUCAGCAGGUACAUGUGCCUGUAUGGGACCAUUGAUGGCUGGUAAGGCCAAAAAUGCUCCAGGGACACACUUUCCUGUGGAGGGGGGGGGGGGAAGGGGUGGGGGGAAGUAGUGGAGUGAGGGACAUAGCCCUGCCCUCGCUGGGAAAUUUAGGACCUAAGUUCUCUGAAAUGUCAUUCCCUCAUUUCAAGACCUAUUUUACGCAAAUUGGCCUUUGUCAUCUUUAUACAACAAUUUAAAACACUGGAUUCCUAUAAUUUUACACUGUCUUCAAUGUUCUCUUUCCAAAAUGUGUGGCCCAUAAAAGAAAGCUGUGUAUGCAUAAUUUGUAGUUUAGUACUUUUGCACGUAAUAUAAUAUUGUUGCUUCAGGCAGUAAAUUUUACCAGUUACUGCCUGAUAAGGAGAACACUGGGCAAGGAUCCAGGCAUAUCAUCCUCUCACAAAAUAAUAAUUAACUAAGAUGAGCAAAAGGGGGCCGCAAGCAGGCACAAUGUGACAGCGGCUUGCCCGAAGGACAAGCUGGAAUUCAAGAUUUUUUUUGAGCCCUACAACUGUGUGAUGUUGUCAAAUAUGUCACUGUAAAAUGAUUGUAAAUGUUGCGCUUUAUCAUAUAUGACAUAUCCGCCCUCCAGUAACAGGGCUCGCACAGUCUUGAGAAGUCCUUGAAUUUUAGGAGGAGUCCUUGCAAAGUCCUUAAAUUUGUGUGCAAGUCCUUGAAAUGUCCUUAAACUUUCUUGAACUUUGUAUCUAGUGGCCUGGAAAAUGCUUUUUGGUUGUCUGCAGCAGGUAUAAAUCUUAGCUCAGAGAAGUUAAAGGUGAUUUGCAUAAAGCGUUUUUUUGUUUCGUCUAAGAAGUCACUAUCAGUUUAAGACAAGUGAACUGAAAAAUGUAGAGGUUGGUGGAGCAAACAGUGCAAGCCUUAAAGUCCUGUUAGAAUGGACUGGGAAUGUGCAUUUUUUUACAAACUGUGAAAUUACAUUCCUGGUAGGUGUUCCUUGAAAAUCAAAUGUGGUCCUUGAAAAGUCCUUAAAAAUGGUUGUAAUGUUUUAUAUGAAUCCUGAUUUAAGGAGGAUGAAGGUAGGUGACAUGUUAGAGGGGAGCUAAUUUGAAGGGGGUUGCUUAAUUAAUAUUUUUAGCCAAAACGAGCAUCGAUGGUAAUUACAUGUACUCUUUCUUAACAUGGUUAAAGCUGUCAUAAGAAUUAACCUUCUGGCACUUGAAUGUGUUUUUGUUCAAUAAUGCUGCAACUAGAGCUGGCUAGUUACUGGAAUAAUACAUGUAAGCUCUAGUAGUGUGGUGAAAAUAUGUUCAUGUUUUUGUUGUUGCUCUGUUUUGUCUUUCAGUUAUUGUAUAAUUUGGUAUUUCAUUGAAAGAGAGAGAAACAAACAAACAAGACACCAUUCUUAUUUAUAACACGCUUGAAUUAUAUUUUCAGGCAAGCAGAAAAGCUCAGUCACAUCUUUCAAAUACUCUGGAGCAAUUUCAAGAUGAGCUUAAGAGAAAACAAUACUAUGGAGACUACUUUGCUAGAUCUGCCAGUGAGAAACUCCGUCUCUGCUGUGACAAGGGAUGGUUUAGCUGUGAGGGACCUUAUGAUGAGGAAAACUGCUUCAAGUUACACAAAAUCAACCCAUAUGGCAGCAAGGAAAGCAGGGUCCUGUUUAGCACUUGGAAUCUGGAUCAUGUGUAA
Porites evermanni is the source of this 5730-nucleotide messenger RNA. The record is from the annotation of a GenBank genome assembly. Lineage: Eukaryota; Metazoa; Cnidaria; Anthozoa; Scleractinia; Poritidae.